AUGACACAAAUUGUGCCGGUAGCAGUCGUGACAGGGGCAUCAAGAGGCAUCGGUAAUGCCAUUGUUAAAAAGCUUGCUAGUCAUGGAAUCAGUUGCCUAGCGAUCGCAUCAUCACCGGAGAGUAUAAGAAGUAUCGCGCUAGAGACCUUGCACAAACAGCAGAGACACAGAGCUUUGGCUAUAGAUUUGAGUAAUUGGCCCGAGUGGACUCAAAAAGAAACUCAUUAUGGUAUUGAACUUCAACCGAAUACAUCGGGAAACUUUUCCCUGUUUGAAAUGCUACAAAGUUGGUCUACACCGGAUAAACGAUACUGCUUGGAUUUACUAGUGAACUGUGCUGGGGUCACUCAAACCACUCUGAGUGUCAGCACUCCUCCUGCCACUAUCUCAAGGAUUAUGAAUGUCAAUUUUAUGAGUUGCGUAAGUCUUUGCAACAUGGCCAUUAGGCAGAUGAUUCGAGAUCGCAAAUAUACCACGUCAACACCCCAAAUCAUCAACAUAGGUUCUGUUCUCGGUUCCAGCUCCUUAAGAAUCCCUGGAACAUCAAUUUACGCAAGUUCGAAAGCCGCAUUGAACCAGUAUUCGCAAGUGUUGGGUCAGGAAACCGAUCGGCUAGGAAUCAACGUACAAACGAUAAAUCCGGGACUCGUUCGAACUACAAACAUGGUCCAAGAUCUCGACAAGCGCUCCCAACAGCAACUGGAACAGCUGAAAGGCGUCGAGAACCAAACAGUGGACCAGAUAGCUGAUAUAGUCUGGGCAAGCUAUACUAACAGUAUGUGA
Messenger RNA from Torulaspora delbrueckii, 783 nucleotides. RefSeq names its product 3-oxoacyl-[acyl-carrier-protein] reductase (NADPH) (gene OAR1). The transcript has a single exon. Gene Ontology annotation, molecular function: oxidoreductase activity, acting on the CH-OH group of donors, NAD or NADP as acceptor. The record is from RefSeq and is a predicted model, not a curated record. NCBI's taxonomy places the organism in Eukaryota, Fungi, Ascomycota, Saccharomycetes, Saccharomycetales, Saccharomycetaceae. The coding region runs from base 1 to 783 and encodes 260 amino acids.